AGCGGUCGGCGGCUCCUUCCCCGCGCCCGGACCAGCUCUGCCUGCGGUGACUGCCCAUCCUCGGCCGCCAUGAGCCACCCGUCGGGCCUCCGGUCCAGCGUCAGUUCCACCUCCUACCGCCGCACCUUCGGGCCACCGCCCUCACUGUCCCCGGGGGCCUUCUCCUAUUCGUCCAGCUCCCGCUUCUCGAGCAGCCGCCUGCUGGGUUCGGCGUCCCCCGGCUCCUCCGUGCGCCUGGGCAGCUUCCGCGGUCCCCGGGCGGGCACGGGCGCCCUCCUGCGCCUGCCCUCGGAGCGCCUCGACUUCUCUAUGGCCGAGGCGCUCAACCAGGAGUUCCUGGCCACGCGCAGCAACGAGAAGCAGGAGCUGCAGGAGCUCAACGACCGUUUUGCCAACUUCAUCGAGAAGGUGCGCUUCCUGGAGCAGCAGAACGCGGCCCUGCGUGGGGAGCUGAACCAGGCCCGGGGCCAGGAGCCGGCCCGCGCCGACCAACUGUGCCAGCAGGAGCUGCGUGAGCUGAGGAGGGAGCUGGAGCUGCUGGGCCGGGAGCGCGACCGGGUGCAGGUGGAGCGCGACGGGCUGGCGGAGGACCUGGCAGCGCUCAAGCAGAGGUUGGAGGAAGAGACUCGGAAGAGGGAGGAUGCGGAGCACAACCUCGUGCUUUUCCGUAAGGACGUGGACGACGCCACCCUGUCUCGUCUGGAGUUAGAGCGCAAGAUUGAAUCUCUGAUGGAUGAGAUUGAGUUCCUCAAGAAGCUGCACGAGGAGGAGCUGAGAGACCUGCAGCUGAGCGUGGAGAGCCAGCAAGUGCAGCACGUCGAGGUGGAGGCGACCGUGAAGCCCGAACUGACAGCGGCGCUGAGGGACAUCCGAGCCCAGUACGAGAGCAUCGCGGCGAAGAACCUGCAGGAGGCAGAAGAGUGGUACAAGUCCAAGUACGCGGACCUGUCGGACGCCGCCAACCGGAACCAUGAGGCCCUGCGCCAGGCUAAGCAGGAGAUGAAUGAGUCCCGACGCCAGAUCCAGAGCCUGACGUGCGAGGUGGACGGGCUUCGCGGCACAAAUGAGGCGCUGCUCAGACAGCUGCGGGAGCUGGAGGAGCAGUUUGCCCUGGAGGCCGGCGGGUACCAGGCGGGCGCCGCGCGGCUUGAGGAGGAGUUGCGGCAGCUCAAGGAGGAGAUGGCGCGACACCUGCGAGAGUACCAGGAGCUUCUCAACGUCAAGAUGGCCCUGGACAUCGAGAUCGCCACCUACCGGAAGCUGCUGGAGGGCGAGGAGAGCCGGAUUUCCGUGCCAAUCCAUUCCUUUGCAUCCUUGAGUAUAAAGACGACUGUACCUGAGGUGGAGCCUCCCCAGGAAACCCACAGCCGGAAGAUGGUUCUGAUCAGGACCAUUGAGACCCGGGAUGGGGAGCAGGUGGUGACAGAGUCUCAGAAGGAGCAGCACAGUGAGCUGGACAAGUCUUCUCCUCAGAGCUACUGAGCUGAUCGGAGCUCUCUGCCCUGCCCCAGGCCUCUAAGGCCAAAUCCUGACACCAGUUUGGAAUUAGUCUUCUCCCCUCUGCAUGUGUCCAGGGGAUGGCGCCAGUCACCCCUUCCCUGGCCAGUGGCCAAGCCCUACCCAGCACUGUAGCUGGGUCUGUCCCUGACUCUCCAUGCCCACAUAGGCAUGAUCCAUAUGUUCCCCACUUCUAGUCCUGCUAAGAGUCUCUAUGGUCCCCAUUUCUUGUCCUGGUAAAAGUCUGUAUGUUCCCCCAUUUCUCAUUCUGGUAAGAAGCUGACAAACCCCAAGACGAGUCUAUUCCUGCCACAACCCCAAGGUUAGUGGGUGGGUCAGGGUCUGAGUUUCACUUUUAAAUCAAAUAAAACUGUUAUCAAGGGAACCCUC
Molecule: messenger RNA, 1887 nt
Organism: Odocoileus virginianus texanus
Lineage: Eukaryota; Metazoa; Chordata; Mammalia; Artiodactyla; Cervidae
Gene: PRPH
Product: peripherin
Biological process (GO): intermediate filament organization
Cellular component (GO): axon; cytoplasm; type III intermediate filament
Molecular function (GO): structural constituent of cytoskeleton
Source: RefSeq, a predicted model, not a curated record